Protobothrops mucrosquamatus (brown spotted pit viper) is the source of this 771-nucleotide messenger RNA. It is a transcript of the gene AQP8, whose product is annotated as aquaporin 8. The transcript is spliced from 5 exons. Gene Ontology annotation, cellular component: plasma membrane. Bases 1 to 771 code for a protein of 256 amino acids. NCBI's taxonomy places the organism in Eukaryota, Metazoa, Chordata, Lepidosauria, Squamata, Viperidae. Gene Ontology annotation, biological process: water transport; transmembrane transport. Gene Ontology annotation, molecular function: water channel activity. The record is from RefSeq and is a predicted model, not a curated record.
AUGUCCGACGUGGAGUUUGGACGGAUGUCUUUCAAAGACCCUGAGCUGGAGAGCAAGCGCGUCCCGGCCCAGCCCCACUGGUACGAGCGCUACCUGCAGCCUUGCAUCGGGGAGCUGGUGGGCUCGGCCUUCUUCAUCUACAUCGGCUGCGUUUCGGUCAUCGAGAACUCAGAGGGCACCGGGAGGCUGCAGCCGGCCUUGGCUCACGGGUUGGCACUGGGACUCACCAUUGCCAUCUUGGGGAAUAUCAGCGGAGGCCACUACAAUCCUGCCGUUUCCCUGGGGGCCUGGCUCGUUGGUGGGCUGAACAUGGUGAUGGUCAUUCCGUACUGGAUCUCCCAAUUUUGCGGGGGAAUGAUUGGAGCUAGCCUGGCUAAGGUGACCACAGAAUGGGAGAGAUAUGAAAAUGCCACAGGAGCAGCUUUCACGGCCAUCACCUCAGAUCAUCAGCUCCCAGCUGCUGUGGUGGGGGAGAUUGUGAUGACCAUGUUCCUGGUGAUGGCUGUCUGCAUGGGGGCCAUUAAUGAGAAAACCAAGAGUCCACUGGCACCCUUCUGCAUUGGCUUCACCGUCACCGUGGACAUCCUGGCUGGGGGAGCCGUUUCUGGAGCCUGCAUGAAUCCAGCCAGAGCUUUUGGCCCUGCAGUGGCUGCCAACCACUGGGACUAUCACUGGGUGUACUGGGUGGGCCCCAUGGGGGCUGCGCUUCUGGUGGGCGCAUUGAUAAGGUUCUUGAUCGGGGACAGCAAGACGCGCUUCUUCCUCAAGUGA